Acanthoscelides obtectus is the source of this 1094-nucleotide messenger RNA. NCBI's taxonomy places the organism in Eukaryota, Metazoa, Arthropoda, Insecta, Coleoptera, Chrysomelidae. The record is from the annotation of a GenBank genome assembly.
AUCGACAAACUAGUUAGUUGAUUUAUUCAAGUUUAUGUCAAAAUGUGCAAAACAAGUUAUGCUCUUAUAUUUCUGUUUGGCAUUUGAAGGGUGACAUAUACAGAUUGCCUAGGAAGAACAAGACAAUGCAUGGCUAAAGACCUGGAACACAUUAAACGAAAUGAUAAAAAAUUGCGGGAAGUGGUUGAGAAGAAACGAAUGCAGCAUGGUAGAGAAGAAGAAAUAGCAGCAAAGUCCAAUGAAGUUACGGAGAAGAAUGAACAUGUAGAGGAAGGAGAAGCAUUGCCAGAGAUGAUGUCAGAUCAGUUGAGAAACGAGAUAUUGCGAAAACAGUGGGAGAAAGACGAGGAACGGCUAAAGGACAAGAAGGACGUUCAUUAUCAGGAUGUGCUUUUUGGAGGGCUAGAGUCUAGAAUAAAUAACAACGAGAUCUCCGACUGGAACACUGUCGAGUGCCUCUCGGCAGUGAAGACCUUGGCAACAGUGUAUCUGGAGAAAAACCCAGUGGCCGAAGAUCCGAUGUACAGAAGAAAGUUGAAGCUGAUCGCUCCAUCGCUCACACAAAUUGACGCCACGCUCUGUCGUUGAGGAUCUCUUCCUUGGUAAAGAUGUGGUACAUGAGGUCAUUGCCAAAAAUAUUUUUCGUUAAUUUUAGGUCAUCAUACGUAAACGUUUUGAAUAUGAGAAGAUAGUUUAUGACAGUCCGUGUAUAGCUUCAAAGUUGUGUUUACUACCAACAGCAAAAUGUUUAGUACAUGUGUACAAAAAAACUUUGUGCCAUAUUUUUUGCAGCAGCAAAACCUACAAAAAGUCCCUUACAAAAUCAAUGCUUUCUUUACGUGUCGUAUACGACUUAAGACUGACAAAAAAUAAAUAAACGAAUAAUUUUUUGAAUUGUCCAGAAGUGUUUAUUUAAUAGCACACGUGUAUGUUUCUUGUAUCUCAAUUCGAUGGUAUUAUAGUGUUUAACAUCAAACACAUACUUACAUAAAGUAACACUUAGUAAUUUACGUUUAUUGUUAGUUUUUUGUUACUAAAUUAUGAACGAUAUUUUUUAUAAUGCGCACUAUUAAUGGAUAAAAUCAAAAUGUAAC